This is a messenger RNA of Seminavis robusta, 1281 nucleotides long. NCBI's taxonomy places the organism in Eukaryota, Bacillariophyta, Bacillariophyceae, Naviculales, Naviculaceae. The record is from the annotation of a GenBank genome assembly.
CCCACACUGCCAAAGUUGUCCAAACUGGACAAAGCAGAUCCCAGAUUCUGCGGGUAGCUACCAGUAGACUAGCUAGCUCGUUAUCGAUAGAGAAACAAAGACUGCCUUGAUCGUUGCACAACCAAACACUGCGGCCAUGUUUCCUUCCGUGGUUCUUUUGUGGUUGCUGCUGGCAAGGUUCAGCAGAGCAUCGGAUGCCAACUACACUACUACUAGCAUGAUCAAUGCUACUGUCAUUGACUUGGUGGUGUCCACUGCCUACACGGAGAUUGACAACCUUGAUCUUACCACCAGCCGAAGUACCUGUGAGGAAUGUCAGAAUCGAACCGGUUUCCCGUCUCGCUACGACAACACGACCACGUGCACCUUUCGACGGGGCCUGCUGCCCGUGGAUGCCUGUUUUCGAGGACUGGAAGGGUCCUUCUCCACGCACUACUUUGUAGAGAACCAGACCAGCUUAGAUAUCUUUUAUGCCGACAAGGACUGUCAAAUUAUGGAAACCGACUAUGCCACCAACGAGUACAACGUUGGCGAAUGCUCCGGCGUCAAUAAUUUCGACCGUGAUGUACUCCCCGGGCAUUGUAUCUUGUCGGAACAACCAGAGGAUGACUAUCUGUAUCCAUUGGUGUUUGCGAUGAUAUAUCAAACACAAGAGGAUUGCACAUUGGAUCAAGGCAGUGUCAACCCGCAGUGGUUUUCCUUGGAAGACAAUUAUUGCUUUGAAACCAUGAGGUGGAGCGGGAGAGUCGGUGAUGAUGGAAAUGACGAUCCUACCGCUAUUCAUGGAGGUUACAUGGCUUUUUGUGAUGCCAACAGCAGUACUUUGACGAUUGAAAACUUCUCGGACGCAUCGUGCAGUAGUCAAGCUGGAAUUGACCCGAAUUGGACAAGUCCAACCACAGGAGAGAAUAGCUGCAGCAGCGAGGGCGUGGAGGGGAUCAAUCCAUGGCGACCAUGGUUUCGGGCUCCUGACUGCUUGGCUCCAUCCGUCUUCUGUAAGAGCCUCGUCAACCUCCUACCUUCCUGAGGUUUUGGCUGGUAGCUAGUAUAGUUAAGAAAACCGAUUCGUCUUUACAGCAGCAUUUCCAAUGAGGUAGGUAAUGGUUGGGAAGCACUUGGUAGGAGAAUCCAGGUACCGGUAUCAACUGCCGUACAGAACAGUCUCGCUGUCAAGGCCAUGCUUUCCAGUGCUAGUUGCACAGAAGCAAGACAAUGCUGGGAUGUUCGAUCUACUAGCUAGGACAGAGGCGUCAUCAGGGGUUGCCAUGGCCUACCGUACGG